This is a messenger RNA of Chlamydomonas reinhardtii, 2906 nucleotides long. RefSeq lists its product as uncharacterized. The record is from RefSeq and is a predicted model, not a curated record. Bases 244 to 2340 code for a protein of 698 amino acids. NCBI's taxonomy places the organism in Eukaryota, Viridiplantae, Chlorophyta, Chlorophyceae, Chlamydomonadales, Chlamydomonadaceae. The transcript is spliced from 7 exons.
GGCCUGCCUUCAAUAGAAAGGCCCAGCGGUCCGGGCCACACCUGCCGUGCGUCCUCGUCCGUCGCACAGUCGCGCGCACGCAACCUGCUUCCGCUAGCGCGCCCCCUGCUGGGAUUGCAGAAGCCUCCGUACUGGGCUGCAGCCUAUUAGCUUAGCACGCGGAUUGCUUGAUUGGAAGAAUCCGUGCGCAGCCGAGCAUAAACGACUUGCGUCCGGCAGCGGCCCGUGCGAACAGCAGCACCCAUGGCGGCAGCAGCCCGCGGCGGCAGUAGCAGCCGCAUCGGCAGUAGCAAUCACAGUAGCGGGCACAGCAGCAGCAGCAGCAGCGGCAGCCAAAGCAGCGGCAGCAGGCGGCCACGGGCCGUGCUCCCGGCGGCGCUGCUGCUACUGCAAGCGGCAGUGCUAGGUCUGUUGCUGGCGACCCAGGGACUUGCUACUGCCGCUGCCGCCGCCGCCGCUGCUACAGCCGGUGGUCACGGUGGCGGCCGGCGGUCGCUGCGCGAGUCAUCAGGCGGCGGCGAGGGUGGUGGCGGGGGAAAGAGCAGUCAACCGUACGACACGUGCGUAUGUGUAUUUGACUUUGACGAGACGCUGCGAGUGGUGUCGCCUGACAAGAAAAACUUUGACAUGCCCGCCCCGGACGGCCCAGGCAUUGUCAAGGCAUGCAAGGAGAAUGGCUGGGAGGUCGGCAUCGCCAGCGCCAACGACAACAACGGCAAGCUGCAAAAGGUGCUCAGCACCUCCAGCUAUAACCAGGCAGGGGUGUUCACUCCCGAGUUCUUCAACUCCAGCGCCUUCCAGUACCACUGGUACAACAAGACGGUGUCGCUGGAGGCCAUCCGCAGCUAUUACGACACCACCGGGCAGUGCAUGAUGCUGUUCGAUGACAUGGAGCACAACCGCAAGUACGCGGACGCCGCGGGCGUCAUCUUCCAGCGGGUCGCCAACGACACCGGCGUGCGCUGGUCGGACUUCGACACAGCGCGCAAGACGCUGGCGGACAGGUGCUGGUGUGCCAAACCCCAGGACCGGAGUUAUGGUGCUGGUUACCACUCGCCGCCAGACCGAGACUUCAGCGACCGUGACCGCUACGGCCGCCCCCUGCAGCGCUACGAGGACAAAUCAGGCAGUUCCGUGCCAGCCGCUUACAAUAACAGCACGUGGAACAGUGGCGGCGACAAGAGCGGCGGCAGCACCGGUGGCGGUGACAAGAGUGGCAGUAGCAGUGAUGGUGGAAAGGGCGGCAGCAGUGGCAGCAGCAGUGGCGGCGGCGGCGGCAGCACAAGCGGCAGUAGCAGUAACGGUGCGGAGGCACGCCACGGCAGUAGCAGCAGUGGCGGCGAGGGCAGCAACACCAGCACUGGUGGCAGUAGCAGCGGCCACGGCAGCAGCAGCGGUGGCGGUAGCAGUAGUAGCAGCCCUGCUGACUCCCAGCCGUCUGGAGAGUACGACUACCAGGAGACCAUCAGCGACCGUGUCAACCCCGGGGAGAUGUCCUUGUCUGUCCCCGGCAGUAGCAGCAGCAGCAGUAGCAGUAGCAGUACGAGCAAUGCUGCUACAGUCCCCGCUGCCACUGCGCAGCAGGCCGAUACCGCUGCCACUACUACUGCUACCGCACCUCCACAGCCCGCCGCUACUGCCUAUACGGUCUAUGCUGCCGUGCCGCCGGCAGCAGCCGUGGAGGCUGCAGCACCAGCAACAGCACCGGCACCGGCACCGGCAGCAGCUGCGGCGUCUCAGUCCGCCGCCGGCCCUGCGUCUCAGACGGCAGCGUCAGCACGUGACAGGAGCAGUAGCGAUGGUGGCAGCAGGGGCAGCGGUGGCGGCGGCGUGGCGGCCUCAUCAUCGGUGCCGCCGCCGCCUGCUGCACGCGCGGCGGUCCCCGGGAAAUUUCCCGCCCUUGCCCCACUGCCGCUGCAGCAGCAGCAGCAGGAGGAAGAGGAGGAGUCAUCAGUAGCUGCGGCCAACUCCGCUGCUGGUGUCACGCCCCCAUCCUCCACCACUGCAGCCGCUGCCGGCAAAGGGGUGGCGCCAGCCAGCAGCCAACGGACAGCGGCGGUGCCGGCAGCGGCGGUGGCGGCGGCUCCGGCAGCCACGCCGGCAGCGGCGCCAGCAACUGCAGCAAUAGCUUCUGCACCGGUCAGUGGCAGCGGCAGUGGCUUCGAAUGGGUGUAUGAUGCCGCCACAAACGCGUACGUUCGCGUGCCGUUGGCAGCGGCCCAGCCUGGCGCGGGCACCAACAGCACACGCGGCAGCACCGGGCGCGCGACUGCGGGCAGCGGCGGUGGCGGCGGUGGCGUCGUCGGCGGCGGCGCAUCUGAGGAGGUCACGAAGAAGUAAUGCGUCGGUAACAUGAGGCUUGUUGCCUGAUGUUAGGAAACUGCGAAUCGUGGAAGGUAGGGUGGUCACACAACAUACACACACACGCCGGCGGAGCAUGUGUUACGGUAGACGAAGAGAGUUAGCAGCGAGCUAGACGCGGUCUAUUGUUCUCCGGCUAAAACAUGCAUCAGAUCAAGGUGACCGGGGCUGUGUUCAUGUCGUGUGCGCAUUUGUGGAAAGGUAGGAUGGAGCGGCGCGAAAGGUUGGCGAUUGAGUAGGCUGCUGGGGGCGGAGACAUACACCGCCACGCACGGGUUACUCACAUUCAUGGUUCACGUGCCCGAGUAGUAGUUAGCUGUUGGGCGGGUUGCGCGCAAGCUAUUCCGACAUGCCACGCACCUGGCUAGGCUUAGCGGCAGCUAGCACGCAUCCAUUGCUUGGUUUGCUUAUUGGUGCGUGGUAGGCGAACUAUCUAGAUAUGUAGCUUAGCCAUACAUGGACGUAGCGGCACAACCGUGUCAGGUGCAUUGCGGAGAGGUCGGUCGCAGACACAUGUCUGAACAUGUCUGUAAGAAUCUUGUUCC